AUGCGGCUGUUCAAGUCAAACAAGUCGCAGGCCUCCCUUGAAGAUCGCAGUCCUGAGCAGCCCGAGCCCGCUUACCAGGCUCAGCACCCCAACCGUGCUCUCUACAGCGAGGCCCAGUUCGAUCUCACUCCUGACCGAUACAGUCAACAGCCAGUGGACGACAACAACAACAACGAAUACCAGAUCCAGGACUCCCCUUCUCAGUCCCAAUUCCAGCCUCAUCCUGCUCAACAUCUAUCCCGCAGUCAAAGUAGUCGCGUCUCUUCCUCUGGCGCAGUGUAUGGCGCACAUCGGCCCAGCGUGAACGUUGUACCUCCGCUUUCACCGCCCGCUGCGGUGCCCGAGGACCCAGGGCCUGUCCCAGGGCAGACCACGUUUGGACAAUCGAGACACGUUCGGGGUGAACGUGAGAAAGAUCACAAAAGAUCCAAACGCAGCUUCAUCACCGGCCUCAUUAAAGACAAGACUAGAGACGAAGACAAGGAAAGAGAGAAAGAGAAAGAGAACGCUCAAGGCGAGCGUAGAAUCGGCCGAUCAAGCUCUGUACAUCUCCUGAGAAAGGUGCACCCAUCUGAACCUAUAUCACGGGAGUCAUACUCUCAGCAAACCUCACCACUGUAUCAGCCGAGACAUUCUGUCUUCUACCCAGCAACAGACAUCUCAGUCGCGACCACUCAGUCAGACCAGGCCGAACACGAUCAUUAUCAAGGAGGUCAGGGUCACUUUGACUCCCCUCAAAGCCAAACGACUCAUCAGUCUGUCGGCCACGCCGAAGACACUCCCCAUUUGAAUCCACGACAGGAACAAUAUCAAGCGUACCAUCAAUCCGACUCUGCCAGUACCUCGGAACAGUACCUGCCAUACCAAGAACCUCCGUCUCGGCCAACUAACGCCGACUCUGAUCCAUAUCAACAUCUUCGACCCUCGUCGCAGGCUUCAUUUGGACCACCUUCUCCAGUCGCGAAUCUUCCACACACGACUCACCCUCACGAGUCCCGUCCGUCGACAGCUGCAACCAACCGAUAUUCGGUUCAAUCUGCAAGUCAGGGCCAGUCUCAUCAGCAGCAACAGGGGGUCAUGGCAAGGGGCGAUCCUGCGAUCGGGCCCCUUCGUCAACAACUUUCACAACGAGACACCCGGUCCGAAGAACUGAGCCAAUAUCCAAGUCAACAAGACCCUAGGCUCAGAAUGUCACAACAAGUUUCUGAGCAGGGCCGAAAUACGCCUCCGCCAAGGAGCAGAGAAGAUCCCAGUCAGCUGGAAUAUCAUCAGCUGCUCCAACGUCACGAAGAGUUACAGGCCAAAUAUUCGAAAGUGAAACGGUAUUAUUUCGAGCGCGAAGCACAAGUAACUCAGUUGCAGAACACGGUGGCCAACCAGCGGUUGUCCAUGUCAAAGACCUCCUUAGAUGAUGCCCAAUACACGGCGAGAUUCGAGCGGCUGAGCCAGGCGAUCAAUAAUCUGUCCUUCAAUAUCCGGAAAAAUUGGCGGGCAGUGCCACCAUGGCUCCGGCAUGUCUGCAAUCAAGACGCACACACCAUUGGGACCAAGGAAAUGACCGCGGUGGGUAGAGCAUGCAUCACUCGUUGGCUGUACGAGAGCAUCUUUGAACGCACCUUUCACCCAGGCAUAGACCCGGGAUUGUCAGCACAUCUGAAGAACGUGGAACGAAAUCUGCGCCGUUCAGGCCAGAACACCUUUCUGACGGACGAGCAGCGAGAUGAUCUGAUCACCAAAUUAACAACCUGGCGUUUGACCACGAUUGAAGGGUUACAAGACGUCCUCAACUCACCGCAGGCCGAACAAUACAAAGAAAAUCUGACCAAGAUGUUCACCCAUCAACUCACCGAAUCCCUCAAAGCCAAUCUUAGCGAUCCGCCACCACUUGGUCUCACCGAGGGGGUCAAUAUGAUUGUGGGACAAGCUAUCGACAUUGCGGCGAAUAUCCCUCUUGAAUCCCGGGACAUUUGUCUGGAAUAUUUCAUGCCUGGAACUCCAGUCAAUGAUGCCUAUAUGAAGAUAGAGGCACAAUUGACUCCAGUGACCAACCCGGGAUUGGACGAACGGUUGGCCGCCAUGCAAGCCGCACAAGCCGCAGGUCCGGCGUUGCAAGAGGGUCCAGACGGCAAUGGUAUGAGCACCGCCAACACAGAAGAUGGACCACGAGACGUAGAAGCCGAGAUUCGUGAAGCUGCCGGCAAGACAGCCUCCCAAAAGGCCGCGCAAGGCAGUAAUCUGGGACCGAGUGGCCACCCGCCCCGAACUGACAGUAUAGCGAGCCAAAGCAGUCAAGUGACCAUCAAAACCCCCGAGGAAAAGCAGUCUAAGAAACCGAGCUUUCUGGGGGGAUUUGGUAAAAAGACACCGUCGACGCGCAAUGACACCCGUGGCGGAACUGGUGAGGCGGCCGGGGCAGCUGCAGCAGGACAUAAUGGCGAUGAGCAGCGUGGCAAUGCCAGGGAGGGUAUUGUAGCCGAUUCUACGCAGCUCGUGGUACCUGGUGCCAACGAAGGGCGGAUUCGCUUUGCCGCGUUCCUUGCCGUCGAGGUUCGAGGCAAAGGGCCUGGGUCGAAUGCAGGCAACAGUGGAACAUCCCAGAAGGAAACGGGGUCUGCGGCAGGAGGACUCAGCCAGCCUUUCACCAACGUGCUUUUCAAGGCGCCGGUGUACGAGUAUUGA
Messenger RNA from Capronia coronata CBS 617.96, 2679 nucleotides. RefSeq lists its product as uncharacterized. The coding region runs from base 1 to 2679 and encodes 892 amino acids. Lineage: Eukaryota; Fungi; Ascomycota; Eurotiomycetes; Chaetothyriales; Herpotrichiellaceae. The transcript has a single exon. The record is from RefSeq and is a predicted model, not a curated record.